Vicugna pacos (alpaca) is the source of this 4007-nucleotide messenger RNA. The record is from RefSeq and is a predicted model, not a curated record. Lineage: Eukaryota; Metazoa; Chordata; Mammalia; Artiodactyla; Camelidae.
AGCUGUGGGGCUAGCCGAAGGCUGUCACUACUUAAGCCUUGUAGUAUUUGAGUGUACAAGGAUCUGGUGUGUGAGCAGCAUUCUCAGUGAGAACUGGAGUGGAAUCUGCCACUCCCUGCAGGCGUUUCGUCCCCUCUCCCGGACUGCUGAGAUAUGUGAGAGCUGCGGAGAUGACUGUCGCUACAGGGAGCCGGCAGACACGAGGCUGUUCUUCAGGAUGCGCUGUGCCCAGAGGUCAAAGUAGCCCCAGGGUUUCAGCGAGAAGGGAAGUGGAACGCAGUCAGGGACUGGGAGCAACACGGCACUGAAGCCAGAGAAAAAAGUCGGGAGAGAGAGCCGCCUGUCACUGCUUUCGAAGCCGCCGCCGCUCAAGUGCCGACUCGUGAGUACUCUGCGUCUCCUGUCCUCAGACGAAGUCGGGAACGCUCCUGAAGAACUCUCCCAGUUAGCAAACGAGGUCCCGACAGCUGCCUUCACCUGCUCUCCCCACCUGCCUCAAGGACGGAGCCGCUGCCACCCUUCCCCUGCCUACCGGACGGAGACCGAGGGCAGAAGCUGACCGGUGCCGCCCCCUUCCGACCCAGGAGGAGGAGAUUGCGUUCCCCCUCCCUCCACUGUCCGGUCCAGCCAAAUUCAACACCUAUUUUCUCCUCCCGCUUCUCCUAUAUUCCCGACACCCCCUCGUCUUUCCCCUAUCCCUCCUCCCCAGAGACAGGGGAGGAGAAAAGUGCAGUCCAGGUCGUCAUGACUGAGCUGAAGGCAAAGGAUCCCCGGGCUCCCCACGUGGCGGGCAGAGCGCUCUCUCCCACCCAGGACGGAUCCCCUCUGCUGGGACGCCCGGACACAGGCCCCUAUCAGGCCAGCCAGGCUUCGGACGCGUCGCCCGCAGCCUCGGCCAUACCCAUCUCCCUGGACGGGCUGCUCUUCCCUCGGCCCUGCCAGGGACAGGGCCCGGACGGGAAGACGCAGGCCCAGCAGUCGUUGUCAGACGUGGAGGGGGCCUAUCCCAGAGUUGAAGCCACAGAGGGUGCUGGAGGUGGUAGCUCUAGAGCCCCAGAAAAGGACAGCCGUCUGCUGGACAGUGUCUUGGACACGCUCCUGGCGCCCUCAGGUCCGGGGCAGAGCCACACUAGCCCCCCUGUCUGCGAGGCGACCAGUCCUUGGUGCCUGUUUGGCCCUGAGCUUCCCCCAGACGCCCGGGCUGCCCCUGCCACCCAGGGGAUAUUGACCCCGCUCAUGAGCCGGCCAGACGACAAGGAUGGCGACAGCCCCGGGAUGGCUCCUGCCCAUAAAGUGCUGCCCAGGGGCCUGGCACCGUCCCGGCAGCUGCUGCCGCCGACCUCAGGAAGCCAUCACUGGGCCGCGGCCGCAGUGAAGCCCUCUCCGCAGCCCGCUGUGGUGGAGGUGGAGGAGGAGGAGGAGGAGGAGGAGGAUGGCUCCGAGUCCGAGAGCUCCGUGGGUCCGCUUUUGAAGGGCAAACCCCGGCCUGCGGGAGGCACGGCGGCCGGAGGAGCCGCGACCGGUGCUCCUGGGACCGCUGCAGGAGGCGUCGCCUUGGUCCCCAAGGAAGAUGCCCGCUUCUCGGCGCCUAGGGUCGCCCUGGCGGAGCACGACGCGCCCGCGACGCCCGGGCGCUCCCCGCUGGCCACUGCGGUGGUGGAUUUUAUCCACGUGCCCCUCCUGCCGCUCAACUCGGCCUUCCUGGCCGCCCGCACCCGGCAGCUGCUAGAGGGGGAGAGCUAUGACGGCGGGGCCGAGGCUGUCGGCGCCUUCGCCCCGCCGCGGGGCUCGCCCUCGGCCUCAUCCUCCGACUUCCCCGACUGCGCGUACCCGCCCGACGCCGAGCCCAGGGACGACGGGUUUCCGCUCUAUGGCGACUACCAGCCGCCGGAUUCAGAAGCCAGCCAGAGCCCACAGUACAGCUUCGAGUCAUUACCUCAGAAGAUUUGUUUAAUCUGUGGGGAUGAAGCAUCAGGCUGUCACUAUGGUGUCCUCACCUGUGGGAGCUGUAAGGUCUUCUUUAAAAGGGCAAUGGAAGGGCAGCAUAACUAUUUGUGUGCUGGAAGAAAUGACUGCAUUGUUGAUAAAAUUCGUAGAAAAAACUGCCCGGCGUGUCGCCUUAGAAAGUGUUGUCAGGCCGGCAUGGUCCUUGGAGGUCGAAAGUUUAAAAAGUUUAAUAAAGUUAGAGUUAUGAGAGCCCUGGAUGCUGUUGCUCUCCCACAGCCGGUGAGCAUUCCAAAUGAAAGCCAGAGAAUCACUUUUUCACCAAAUCAAGACUUACAGUUGGUCCCCCCACUAAUUAACCUGCUCAUGAGCAUUGAACCAGACGUGGUCUAUGCGGGACAUGACAACACCAAACCUGACACCUCCAGUUCCUUGCUGACCAGUCUGAAUCAGCUCUGCGAGAGGCAACUCCUUUCAGUAGUCAAGUGGUCUAAAUCACUGCCAGGUUUUCGAAACUUACAUAUUGAUGACCAGAUAACCCUCAUCCAGUAUUCUUGGAUGAGCUUAAUGGUAUUUGCACUAGGAUGGAGAUCCUAUAAACAUGUCAGUGGACAGAUGCUAUAUUUUGCACCCGAUCUAAUACUAAAUGAACAGCGGAUGAAGGAAUCAUCAUUCUACUCAUUAUGCCUUACCAUGUGGCAGAUCCCACAGGAGUUUGUGAAGCUUCAAGUUAGCCAAGAAGAGUUCCUCUGUAUGAAAGUACUGCUACUUCUUAAUACAAUUCCUUUGGAAGGACUCAGAAGUCAAAGCCAGUUUGAAGAGAUGAGAUCAAGCUACAUUAGAGAGCUCAUCAAGGCAAUUGGUUUGAGGCAGAAAGGUGUUGUCCUGAGUUCACAGCGUUUCUACCAACUUACAAAACUUCUUGAUAACUUGCAUGAUCUUGUCAAACAGCUUCAUCUUUACUGCUUGAAUACGUUUAUCCAGUCCCGGGCACUGAGUGUUGAAUUUCCAGAAAUGAUGUCUGAGGUUAUUGCCGCCCAGUUACCCAAGAUCUUGGCAGGGAUGGUGAAACCUCUCCUCUUUCAUAAAAAGUGAAUGCCGUUUUUAAUCUUUAAAAAAUUAAAUUUUGUGGUAUGUCUGUUUUUGUUUUCGUCAGGAUUAUGAGGUCUUGAGUUUUUAAAAUAUUCUUCUCAAAGCCUUACAUUUAUAACGUAUCAUACUGUGUACAUUUCAGAGACAAAUUGUGAGGUUUCAGUUGUUUUCCUUUAUAAAGCGUAACUUGAAUUUUUAAUGUUUUUGUGUAACCAUAUUUUCGUUAAGAGUUUACAAGAUUGGAAAAGUAUUAGAUUGAUUGCUAAAGUUAAUAUUAACCGUAUCAUUUCAUUACCAUUUAGGUGAGAUUUUAAACGUUCACAUCUAACAAAUCUACUUUAGAGGAAAAAAAAAUCUUAACACAUAAAAAUAAAAAGCUAUUAUUAUGUGCUCUUUCUAUGUAGCUCCCUUUGUCUCCCUGAUAAUAUUUACAAAACAGAAACCUUAAGAUGGUAUGCAGAAUUUUGUCUACAUGGGUGUAUGUACAUUUUUGCAAGGAGGAAAUUUUAUAACCUUCAUCAGAUUUUUCCAAAGAGUUUUUAAUGCAAAAAAUAUUUUAGAAAAGAGUUACAAAUUUUUGAAAUAGAUUGAAGCUCCUCAAGCUAGGAAAACCAGCUCAUAUGUUAAGACUGUUUCCCAGAUUGGAAACACAAACCUCUAAGGAAGUUAUUAAGUAAAGCCAUGUUAUUAUAAGAGAAUUACGGGUUUUGUAGUUUUUUGCUAACCUGUUUGGGGAACUGUCCUCUAAUAAGGUAUUCCGAAUAGAAAUAGGAAGUCAGAAGAGCCCCUAACAUCUAGGGCAUGUGGAAAGCACUUCACCUUACUGAGUCUCUGUUUCCUUACCUUUAACACUGGGGUCGUCUUAACUCUCCUGCAGAAUGUUCCUUUUGGUCCGAGAUAAUGGACAAAUCACAGGUUGAAAGUUUUUGAGUGACUCGGAUCCAAUUCUAAGGAAAUACUAGAUACUGGCU